Molecule: messenger RNA, 663 nt
Organism: Aspergillus pseudotamarii
Lineage: Eukaryota; Fungi; Ascomycota; Eurotiomycetes; Eurotiales; Aspergillaceae
Exons: 1
Coding region: 170-463 (97 amino acids)
Source: RefSeq, a predicted model, not a curated record
GUUUCCUGAUACGUUUAAAAUUAGCGAAUUGACGUGGAUCGGACUGACGAGUUCUGUUUCAUCUAGGAAUGCGUAACACACGGGUUUGCCCUCCAUCAAGGCUGAAACCGUGUUACUUCUCCCCUCUUCUUAUCAACAAGACUGUCACAAGUCAUUCAGUGUCCCCAGCAUGGCCAUGCACUUCAUCCACGGUAACACCAUCCGAGGGAACUCAAAACCCGCCAUCCCGGGACAGCGGGCGAAGUCAUCUUCACACACGGCUGUAGGGCUCACUGCCCCACUAGUCGCCCGUGGCUCAGCCGCAAGCAUUGCUAGUUUAGGUACUCUUGGUUGCAGGAGGCUACCGGAUUUGUCGAAGAAUGAAAACAAGUUCAACGUUUUGACCAGUCCGCUAGAAAGGAGAGGCUUCUCGUUCGACAGUGCUCCGUGCCUUGUCCGUAGAAGGUUUGCAGCCUCGAUCUAAAUCUUAGUUGGAGGAACUAAAUCUUAGCUGCAUACGCAGUGACCCUGGACAGGUGAUUCGGUGCCUUAGUGGCUUGGCUGUAUGAUCGCUUAUUCUCUCCAUGGGUGUCUGUGUGUAAAGAUACUUGAGAGCACCGUCAGACAGGGUUUUGAUGGUCAUGAGGGAAAGGUGGAAAAGCCCUCGGCCGAAGUAGCCCCCCC